Molecule: messenger RNA, 3254 nt
Organism: Cervus elaphus (red deer)
Lineage: Eukaryota; Metazoa; Chordata; Mammalia; Artiodactyla; Cervidae
Gene: CD96
Product: CD96 molecule
Exons: 14
Coding region: 96-1808 (570 amino acids)
Biological process (GO): cell-matrix adhesion; inflammatory response
Source: RefSeq, a predicted model, not a curated record
AGCACGAAGAGGGAGGCUGGAGUUUUCUUAGUUAAAAGCAUCUGUUGACUUCUGUGAUCAUUAUGAAAAUGCUGGUGUGAGGCCUUCAGGAGACAAUGGGGGGAAAAUGGACAUACUGUGCUGUCUAUUCCAUCAUCCAGAUGCACCUGGUCAGGGGAGUAGUGGAAACCUUCAGCGCAGAAGAACACAUUUACGCUCUACCUGGCUCUGAUGUCAACCUGACCUGCCAAGCGCAGAAGAAAGGCUUCUUGGUGCAGAUGCAGUGGUCCAAGGUCACUGACAAGGGGGACCUGCUUGCUGUUUAUCAUCCCGAGCAUGGCUUCUACUGUGCCAGCCAGGGUCCCUGUAGGUCACUGGUGGCUUUCAGAGAGGCGCCUGGGAAUGUGUUUGAGUGGACUCUGUACUUGAGGAACGUUUCCUCCUCGAUGACCGGGAAGUAUGAGUGUAGCUUCACUCUGUAUCCAGAGGGCAUUCAGACAAAAGUCUACAGCCUAAAGAUCCAGACAAAUGUUGCACAAGAAGAAUGGAGAAGCAACCAUACAAUAGAAAUAGAGAUAAACAGGACUCUGGAAAUACCAUGCUUUCAAAACACCUCCUUAGAAAUUUCAUCUGCGCUCACCUUGGCAUGGCUGGUGGAGGAUAAUGGAACUCAGGAAACACUUACCGCUCGAGGUCACCCCAUCAGCAACUCCACGUUAUUUAAAGACAGAGUCCGGAUAGGUGCAGACUACAGGCUCUACCUCUCUCCAGUCCAAAUCCACGAUGAUGGCCGGAAGUUCUCUUGCCGCAUUGUGGUCAGGUCUGGCAGAGUCUUGAGGAGCUCCACCACCGUCAAGGUUUUUGCUAAGCCGGAAAUCCCCAUUAUUGUGGAAAAUAAUUCCAUGGAUGUCAUUGGAGAGAGAAUUUUCACCUGCUUGCUGAGGAAUGUAUUUCCCACAGCAAACCUCACCUGGUUUGUACAGAGGAGCUUCCCUCAAGCUGAAAGAGAAGAAAUGUAUACCACUAGUGAAAAAAGAAAAGACAAAGAUGGAUUUUGGGAACUGAAGUCUGUUUUGACAAGUAUAUAUGAUAAUAAACCAGCCCACUCAAACAACCUGACCAUCUGGUGUAUGGCUCUGUCUCCAGCCCCUGGACACAAAGUGUGGAAUAGCUCAUCUGAAAAGAUCACAUUUUCCUUGGGCUCAGUGAACCCUCCAACAGAUUCUCCACUCAACGCUACAGAAUCUACCCUUGGCACGCAACCUUCUCCAGCCAACAGCAUAUCUCCUACAAGUUAUCGAACCCCAUCGUCAACAGCCAUUGUAGAUGUGAGCACAUCAACUUCAAACGUCACCCCUCCAAGUGCUCAAACCAGUAAUUCCACUGUGCCUACCCAAGGCUUCAACUACUCCUGGACCUCCAGUGGGAAAGACGCCAAACUCUCUCCAUGGAUGCCCAGCGAAACAAACAGUUCACCCUCCCCAGAUGCAGGUUCAGCACUUCCUGGUGACAUCUUCACCAGCACAACCAGAGCAUCUUCAGAAGUUCCCACAACUGCCAAUGUAUCUACUAAAAAUAAUCACAUUCAUAUCACUGGUAUUGUGAUCAGUAAGCCCAAAGAUGGAAUGUCCUGGCCGGUGAUCGUGGCAGCUUUGCUAUCCCCCUGUCUCGUGUUGUUCGGUCUUGGAGUGAGAAAGUGGUGUCAGUACCAAAAAGAAAUCAUGGAAAGACCUCCGCCUUUCAAGCCACCUCCACCGCCCAUCAAGUACACUUGCAUUCAGGAGUCCAUUGGAAGUGAUGUGCCUUGUCAUGAGCUGGAGACACUCUAGUCCUCUGAGGCUUUGACGCACAACAAAAUUCUGCUAGAAUCCUGUCGAAAAAGUAGAUGUCGUGCUUUGUUAAUAUAAUCGCCCUCUAGCCAAGCCUCUUCUGCAGCUGAAAUGGAUAUCAGAAGUGUAUGACCUGUUUUCCCCAAAGCUCACCCUCUUUCAUCUGCAUAUGCCGGAAAUUUAAACAAGACUGACAGGCGAUGUGAAGUGUUCACCCAGUGCAGUCUACAAGGAUUUUCUUGCCUGUGUACGAAGUGCAAAGUAGGCUGCUGCAUUAAAAAAAAAAAAAAAAAAAAAAGGCUUGCAGUGUUUUAUUUUUCACUUUUAAUUCCCUGAGGUGAUGACAAGGGUUUUAAACUUAUGUCCAUACCAGAUCUGCUCUUUGGGGCAGCUGCCAACAUUCUAAACUAUUAGCCAAAAUUAUGUUCAUCUCUGAGGGAGGGCUUCCCAGGUGACUCAGAGAUAAAGAAUCCGCCUGCCAAUGCAGGAUACACAGGAGACGUGGGUUCAGUCCUUGGGUCAGGAAGUUCCCUGGAGAAGACAAUGGUAACCAACUCCAGUAUUCUUGCCUGGAAAAUCCAGAUAAUGCACAGAGGAGCCUGGCAGGUCACAUGGGGUCACAAAGAGUCAGACACAACAGAGCGCCUGGGGUAUAUUGCAUUCCCCGGGAAAAUUAUAAGAUGAAAAUGUGAAAGUCUCAAUGAGAGUUCCAUAUAAUGGGAAAGUACAGUUAGUCUUUGUACUGAAAUCCAGUUGUUUAUUUUCACUGAAGGAAAACCGAAUACCUUGCAUAAGCACCCCAGUUCCAAUCUUCCUUCACUCGUCCUCCCAUCAUGCUCAGCCCAGGCUCCUGCCUCUAGGAUGAGGAAAGAGCAUAGGGAUAACAAGCCAACAACCAGAUAUCUGGCAGCUAAAACAGUCAGGGUAUAAAAUUUAAGGAGCUAUUCACACUCAGAGUCAUAGACUUGCACUAUCUUGUGAGUGAGUACCAGUCGCAGGCCUGCUAUAACCAAGAAGAUAACUGCAGAAAUGACCAGAGUAUGCCUUCUGAAGUUAGGUCAUAAACUACUUUGUAGCUUCUGCCUUGAUCUCUCCUUGAUCACCUGCUCUGGAAGAAGCCAAUUGCCAUGCUCUGAGGACCCUCAAGCAACCCUACCAAGAGGUCCACCUGUCAAGGAAUGCAGACCUCCUGCAGCAAGUAGCAGGCAGCCAGACUUGGUUGAGCGAGGUCGUUAAGCCCAUCCUCCAGCCCCCACUCAAGUCUUUAGGUAACUGCAACCUCACUGGAUGUUUUGGCAGCGAUUUCAUGAGAGUCAGAGCUACCCAAUUAAACCUCAUCUGAAUUUCUGACCUGCAGACACUGUGAGAUAGUAAAUACGUAUUGUUUAAUAAGUUUGGGUUCCCAGGUAGCUCAGUGGUAAAGAAUCUGCCUGCCAAGCAGGAGAC